CACUCAGAAUCUUGUAUUUUUAUUUUUGUUUCGUAAGUUUCGUAACAUUGUUUAGUGUUUUGUAAAGAAUAUUCAUUUUAAGCGUACAGUGCAGUGUUAUUAUUUAAUAAUUUAAGUCUCACAAUGUCUUUGUUAUGAUUUCAAUCAGUGAUUAUAAUCGACAGGAAGUGUUUUAGUGUCUAUUUGUUUUUCAUUUUUUGUGCUAAUAAUUGAAUACAAUGGCUGAAAAAAAAAUCCAAGAAAACCCUCUACCAGAGGAGCAAUCAGAGGCAGCUGAUAAACCAAAAGAGCCUGCACCGGACAAGCCAACAACAGUCCCCGUACCAAUCCCAGUGGAGCCUGUGAUAGUGAGACCGUCCGUGCCUUCGUUUACGAAGACUCCGCCCAAUGAUUUGUAUAGGCGGUUGCUACCAGCCGUGCUUUUUGUGCUGACGUUUGUUACUGUGAUGACGAUGCUGCUUAUCUACAUGGACAAUGCUGCGCUGGGAGCGCAGCAGUUCCGUCUGAACAUGACGCGCGACUACGAGCUGGCGCGCAUCCCGCAGGAGUCGGCGGCGCUGGUGGCGUACGUGCGCCAGCUGCACCUGCAGCCGCGGCCGCGCGCGCCGCCCGCCGCGCCGCCCGCCUCGCCGCGCGCGGACCUCGUCACACGCCUCGUUGGGGACACUCAAAACGGAACAUUCGUAGAAUUCCUUCCGCGAGGUCCACGGGACCCCACCACGCUUUAUCUGGAGAGCAGCCGAGGCUGGGAAGGCGUGGUGGUUCGGGCUGCGGCCAGGGACUACUUAGCGCUUAGGGGCGGAGCCCGAGCGCUGCACGCCUGUCUGAGCCCCACUGUGCAUCCUAGAGAGGUGACAUACCAGUCCCCAGACAGCCAUUCAGCAAUGUUUUCAUCCCGCGUGCUGUGUCUCCCGCUGUACACCGUCUUACUAGCUGCGGAGGCCACGCACGCUCAAUACGCACUGCUGGGUGGAGACAAAGUGUUGCCAGCCUUAAAACACGUGCCGUUUGGGGACAAAGUGCGACUUCAGGUGAUAGAAUACCGCUCAUCAGACCCGGUGCUCCGCAACCAGACGGCCGAGUUCCUGGCCGCACGGAACUACUCCAUCGCUGCCCAGUACGAAGACGCCGUGAUGUUUGCGCUGCAAGGGGACGCCUAGGAAGGUAGGGGUGGGUUAGUUUGGAAGGGUCGAGUUUGAAGGGUUUUAGGCUGGUUUUAGUGUCACGCGGACUGUCAGUGCGCAUCGCUCCGCACAGUCGAUCUGUAUGAACUGCUAGGGAGCGGAGCGGUUCCUCCGGACCGCAUUACUCUAAAACGCUCCCUAGAAGUUCAUACAGAUUGGCCGUGCGGAGCGGGUCCGCACCGGACGGUCCGCGUGACACUAAAACCAGCCUUACUGAUAAAGGGUGAGAUUGGAGAAGUUUGGAUGGUUUUGGUCGAGUAAAUACAAAUGAGUAGGUCAUCUUCAUAGAAACGCACCGAGCGCGGUUUGUAUGUGAGCGCGCGCCAAUACGUAUGCGGCGCGCACGCACACACUGACAAAAUUUAGCGGGGACAUACAAACCGCGCUCGGUGCGUUUCUAUGAAGAUAACCUACUCAUUUGUAUUUACUCUGGUUUUGCUGAUGAAGCUGAUGAGUUUAGUGAGGUUUGGAUGGUUUUGGUCGAGUUCAGACUGUUUUGGGGAUCAAGGAACACCAAAGUGUCGCCUAGAGUCCACUUUGAUCACCUGGGUGGUCAAAUCCAUGUGAUCAAGGUGAUCACCCAGGUGAUCAAAUCCAUGUGAUCAAGGUGAAUAAACCUUUUGGUCGGGAAGAGACGUCACUGUUGGGUAAUUUGGAUUCGUUCCACUAAAACAGAUAAGACAUUUGGAUAUUUUAAACUCUGCCAUUUAUUUUUGCCAUACCAUUGCUAAUAUAGGUGAAAGUCCGUGGUUUGAAAGUUUGUAAUUAAUGCCGGUCAGGAAAUUCUGCAAAACACUUUGAACUCGACUAAUCUCGCCCACACUCGAGUGAUUAUGGAAUCACUCGAUGAGGCUGUUUGGGUGGCCAAACAGCCUCAUCCUUUGAAGAACACGACGUUGCCUUUACGAAUAUUCCUCUACACGUUUAUACAACUUGUUACACAGCUCACGUUGAGCCAUAUUGCUCUUGUAUGCUUAAGACAUCCUUGAUAAUUUGGCUAGAAACGGUUACAAGACAAUGUUAGGUUUACUCUGCAAAACAUGACAUAAAAUCAUUUGUAAUUCGAGUGUGGUUUGGAAAGUUAUUAAACGAACUAUUAUAUCAUAAUAAAGUUAUUUUACUCGACGAAGCUCAUGAAAGUUAUAUUUACCUAUUUUUGCGGGAAUUAAAGUGUUACUAACAAACUCUUUCACACGUUAACAAAAUGUAUUGCAUCAAUUUGGCUGUACCUAUUAUUUCACUCAUUCUGGGAAUGAGAGAG
Molecule: messenger RNA, 2445 nt
Organism: Ostrinia furnacalis (Asian corn borer)
Lineage: Eukaryota; Metazoa; Arthropoda; Insecta; Lepidoptera; Crambidae
Product: protein Star-like
Exons: 6
Coding region: 219-1160 (313 amino acids)
Biological process (GO): endoplasmic reticulum to Golgi vesicle-mediated transport; endosomal transport
Cellular component (GO): endoplasmic reticulum membrane; late endosome membrane; Golgi apparatus
Source: RefSeq, a predicted model, not a curated record